ACUCUUAGGACAGUGCUUAAUAUGCGUAAAAAGGAACAGGCAGGCUAUAUAAAUAGUGUGAGCGACAUCCCAGAGCUGCAGAAAGCUUUUGUAAGAUCUAACCUUUCCAAUUAUACACCAGCUCCCUAGUGCGUUAAAAAAGAAGAGAAAAGACAACCAAUAUCAUCUUACUUUUUCUCAUUCAUUUUCUCAUUUUAAUUGAUUUCAAAAGCUUAAAAAAAGAAGAAAGAAAGUGUGAUACAUUUAAAAAGACUGUUUCUUCUUCUUCUUGUCCUUUGCUGUUGUUAACUGUUUGCUUGCCAUGGCAGAGCCAAGCAGGAUUUUCCCUCGCCCCCUGUUUCGACGGGACUGGAAUUGGGAUCCUUUUCUAUACUGGGCACAGCCGACCCGCAUUUUUGACCAAGAUUUCAGGAUGCCCCUUUCCCUGGAGGAGAAUGAUUUAAACUGGGUGGACUGGGCGAGGAGGCGUCUCUCUUCCUCCUGGCCAGGGUACCUCCAAUCCCCCAAUUGGACCCCUUCUCUGGGGAAGCAGCAGACAGUCUGCAGGCAGGGCCUCCAGCGACAGCUGAGCGGAGGAGUGUCCGAGGUGAGAGCUGGACCAGACAGCUGGAAGAUCAGCCUGGAUGUGAACCAUUUCACCCCUGAGGAAAUCACUAUCAAAGCCAAGGGGGGCUAUGUGGAGAUAUCAGGAAAACAUGAAGAAAGGCAGGAUGAACAUGGUUUCGUUUCAAGAUGCUUCACAAGGAAAUAUAAGCUUCCUAUUGGGGUGUCUCCCCAGGCCAUUGCCUCCUCACUCUCCCCCGGAGGGGUUCUCUCAGUGGAUGUCCCUCUCCCCAAGCCUGCUGCUGGGGUCCCGGUGGAGAUUAUCAUCCCUGUACAGGUGAGGAAGAAGAACCCUUUCAGAUUCUGCAGCAUGGGAUUGCUGCCUUCCUUCAAGAAAUAUUCAUUGGGGGUGGAGAACAAGGCAGAGGCUCUGAAAGAAGAAGAGGAGGACCCUGAGAAAGAGCAAGCUUAUCCAGCAGAGAGCGAAGAGAAGGGCCCUCCACAACAAGAAGUACCAGUGAGUGAGCCAGUGCCCAGUGACCAGCAAGACCAGCCAGCCCCCAGCGACCAGCCAGACCAGCCAGUCCACAGUGACCAGCAAGACCAGCCAGCCCCCAGUGACCAGCAAGACCAGCCAGCCCCCAGUGACCAGCAAGACCAACCAGCCCCCAGCGACCAGCCAGACCAGCCAGUCCACAGUGACCAGCAAGACCAGCCAGCCCCCAGUGACCAGCAAGACCAGCCAGCCCCCGGCGACCAGCCAGCCCCCAGUGACCAGCAAGACCAGCCAGCCUCCAGCGACCAGCCAGACCAGCCAGCCCCCAGCGACCAGCCAGACAAGCCAGCCCCCAUUGACCAGCAAGACCAGCCAGCCCCCAGCGACCAGCAAGACCAGGCAGCCCCCAGCGACCAUCCAGCCCCCAGCAACCAGCAAGACCAGCCAGCCCCCAUCGACCAGCAAGACCAGCCAGCCCCCAUCGACCAACAAGACCAGCCAGCCCCCAUCGACCAGCAAGACCAGCCAGCCCCCAGCAACCAGCCAGCCCCCAUCGACCAACAAGACCAGCCAGCCUCCAUCGACCAGCAAGACAAGCCAGCCCCCAGUGACCAGCAAGUCCCCAGCGAUCAGCAAGACAAGCAAGCCUCUAGCGACCAGUCAGACCAGCCAGCCCCCAGUGACCAUCCAGCCCCCAGCAACCAGCAAGACCAGCCAGCCCCCAUCGACCAGCAAGACCAGCCAGCCCCCAUCGACCAGCAAGACCAGCCAGCCCCCAGCGACCAGCCAGCCCCCAUCGACCAACAAGAGCAGCCAGCCCCCAUCGACCAGCAAGACAAGCCAGCCCCCAGUGACCAGCAAGUCCCCAGCGAUCAGCAAGACCAGCAAGCCUCUAGCGACCAGUCAGACCAGCCAGCCCCCAGUGACCAGCAAGCUCCCCAGGCAGCAGAGCAAGAGGUCCAAGAGAAACAGGACGCAGAACAGCCUGAGGAGGUCAAGAGCCAGGCUGGGCAGUUCUGAUUAGAUUUCACACAGCCCAGCUGAGAUCAGUGUAUGAUGCCCUGGGGUGUCUUUACACCGCGCUUGGUAACAUUUACACUGCUUUACUCCGAAUGUUGAAAAAUAUGCAACAUACUGCACUGGAGCCAAAGCUACAGUACUGAUAAAUUGUCCGCAAGUGGCAUUUGGAGUUCAUUUUUUUGUGUGCUUAGAUAGUCUAAAUCUCUGCAAUAUUACCAUUAAUAUUAUAAACCUGUAGCUAUGCGA
This is a messenger RNA of Acipenser ruthenus (sterlet), 2305 nucleotides long. RefSeq names its product heat shock protein beta-1-like. The coding region runs from base 302 to 2059 and encodes 585 amino acids. Gene Ontology annotation, molecular function: protein folding chaperone. NCBI's taxonomy places the organism in Eukaryota, Metazoa, Chordata, Actinopteri, Acipenseriformes, Acipenseridae. The transcript is spliced from 4 exons. The record is from RefSeq and is a predicted model, not a curated record. Gene Ontology annotation, biological process: protein refolding; response to heat.